AUGUACAAACCCCAUGACCAGGGCAGAAUGGGCCUGCCGGAAAUAGAGAAAUACUACAGAGCAGCCCACAUCGCCCCACUCAUUGCAGCAUCGCACCGCCAGACCCCCUUGGCCUGGGUUGAAUUGGAGAGGAGCCGCGCCAGGGGGAUCUCCCUCCCAGCUCUGGCAUGGCUGCCGACAAGCCUCCGACCUAAAACAUCAGAACUAUUGCCAACCACCAACCUAACCCUCUCCAUAUGGGAUAACUACCACCGAAAGAGAGGAACAACGACAUCCUUCUCACCAGCAACCCCGAUGGAAGCACUACGACAGCUCAUCCCAGACUUCAACUACAAACUCUGGCAGAGACAUGGAAUAAACACACUAUCGCAAAUACUGCAGGGAGACCGCCUUAAGCCCCUUACAGAUAUCUGCACAGAAUACAAGCUAACCAAGACAGCGACCUUCUCCUAUAUCCAAUUACAAUCAUGGAUAAAACUCAAUAAACCGCAACAAACGGCAGCCCCACCUGACCCACACUAG
Pelobates cultripes (western spadefoot toad) is the source of this 522-nucleotide messenger RNA. The record is from the annotation of a GenBank genome assembly. NCBI's taxonomy places the organism in Eukaryota, Metazoa, Chordata, Amphibia, Anura, Pelobatidae.